Molecule: messenger RNA, 1368 nt
Organism: Cuculus canorus (common cuckoo)
Lineage: Eukaryota; Metazoa; Chordata; Aves; Cuculiformes; Cuculidae
Product: transcriptional adapter 2-beta-like
Exons: 2
Coding region: 7-300 (97 amino acids)
Biological process (GO): regulation of transcription by RNA polymerase II; chromatin remodeling
Cellular component (GO): SAGA-type complex; nucleus
Molecular function (GO): transcription coactivator activity; zinc ion binding; chromatin binding
Source: RefSeq, a predicted model, not a curated record
GGUAAGAUGGCGGAACUGGGGAAGAAGUACUGCGUGUACUGCCUGGCCGAGGUGAGCUCCCUGCGCUUCCGCUGCACCGAGUGCGCCGAUAUCGAGCUCUGCCCCGACUGCUUCUCGGCGGGCGCCGAGAUCGGCCCGCACCGCCGAUGGCACGGCUACCAGCUGGUGGACGGCGGCCGCUUCACGCUCUGGGGCGCCGAGGCGGAGGGCGGCUGGAGCAGCCGCGAGGAGCAGCUGCUGCUGGACGCGAUCGAGCAGUUCGGCUUCGGCAACUGGGUGCUUGAGAGUGAGUAUCUGUAACAAGAUGCGUGAGAUUUUCCUUGAUUGAGCGAGUGUCCCCAUCAGUCAAAAUUUCUUUUCCUCAUGGGUUUAAGGAAAACUAAAAAUGCUGCAAUCCAUCAGGAGUCUGCAACAACCACUGUAUGUGCAGCAAAGCAGAGAAACCAGACAACUUCAACCAGGCUGAGAAUUCUGUACAACCUGCACUUUCUAAUAAAGCUGUUUUGCAACUUUAGUCAGCAAUCAAUCAUAAACAUUACUUCAUUUAGUAAAGAGUUUCCUUUGGGGGAAAAAAUUAGGUACCUUGUAAGAGCUUAUUUUUGAAUGUUUCAAAAACUCGAGUGACACACAGAGCACCAUUGAUAGAUGCCCCGUGCAUCACGUUGCAAUUGGUUCUACGUUGGUGUGUGUAUCAAACUGGAACUUUUUUCAACUGCCAAUAAAUGGUUUUGUUAAAGUCUUGUAUAAGUUCUCUUAGUCGUCCCCCCCACCCCUUGUCAGUGUAACUGAGAAAUAAAAAAUGAGUUCCUGUCUUGGGAGAGCAGAGUGGCCUGGGAGAAUCGCCUCCCUCCCCCUGCUGGUUACACUUCUUAUGAAGCGGCCCAAGCUGUGGUUGGCUUUCGGGGCUGCAAGCACCCAUUGCCAGCUCGCAUUGAGCUUCUCAUUCACCAGCACCCCUAAGUCCUUCUCUGGGCUUCUCUUGGUCCGUUCUCUGCCCAGCCUGUAAUUGUGCUGGGCAUUGUCCCGACUUGGGGAACAGGGCCUUGCACUGGGCCUUGCUGAACCGGAGGAGAUUAGCACAAGCCCACCUCUCCACCUCUCCACCCUGUUAGGGCGGACAGGAAGCUGGUCUUCAUUCACCAGCCAAGUUCAAGAAAACCAUCCUUGCUAUGCGCCCAGGAGGCAGGUGUGGUCGUUACCACAUGACAAAAUCCAUGCGCAUUCUUGACGCCUAAUGUGGGUAGCUAGGGCCUGGCAGUCGGAAGAUAUCGCGCUGUAACAGAAAGAUAAGACCCCUCGCCGAAUGACCAAUAGUAUCUAGCCAAGUUUAGCCCAAGGUGACCAAUAGUAUUCAGGUUAUAAUGUAAG